AUGCCAUUCCCUCGACCAACCUCUCCGGUUUCGCUCGAAGUGUGCUCGCCUUCCGCAGAUGAUAUAGUUUCAGAUGAUGUGCUGGGCUCUGAUGAUGAGUUGGGCGAGGAUGCACGCAAUGCACAGCGUCAGAGGAUUGAGAAAUUGGCCGAAGCGUAUCUCCAAGGCGCCCCGCUCUUUAUUCUCUCCGCCUCUCUCAAAGGACCGUUCGAUCAAGGAUGGGUGAAUCCGUGGACAAAAAAGCGGAAAUCGCGCAGUGCAGCUGAGGAUUCCAGUGGCCCAGUAGUGCAGGAGACUGAUCCGCGGCCACGGAAGCAGUUACAUCAUGAGUCGCACGAGUCGUCCCGCCGUACGGAGACCUCCGUCGCUCCGUCAGAUGCCCCUAGUGAGAGCUCGCCGGUGAUCUCGAAACAUCAGAAAUCCCGCAAGCCAUUGCAGGAUAAGCAAAGUCGGAAUUCAGCAUCCGUACAAGGCACGCCCAAGAGAACAGUACCUUGGACCGGGGACGCUCAGUUGAAUUCGGAACUACGUAACAGCAGCAUCGCAAGGCCAACAGAUGACAACUGGUUAAAGAGGGACCGUAGGAGGAUUGGGUUCGGAAACUUCGAUCCGCCAACGUCGCCAACGACUACUGUGUCCACCCGUCUAUCCGAUACAAGAAGCCGACUACACCAGUCCCUUGUUCCCAGUCCCAGUCAUUCAAGCUCGAAAAAGACAGACACAAAGGAACCAGCAUCAUCACAGGUCGACCGGCUACAAGAAAGUCGCCGUCCCGAGUCUAUCGCCGAAAGCCAUUUCAGACCUUCGCCUAUCAGGCAACAGAACGUUCCGCAUUCCGUUACCCAUAAUGCUCAAUCCGACACCUCGUUCUGUAUUGUUUCAUCAUCAUCACAGUUGCCAAGAUUUGAAUUCCGUCGACGGAGGAAAAACUCCAAAUCAUCGACAAUGAAGCAAGCGGAGGAAGAACCACCCGCACCGUCAGAGACUGACAAGAAUGCUCAACAAGCGCAUGAACGGCAGCUUACACCUUCAAAGGAAUCCCCGAAGGAGUCAGCAAAGCGUGAAAAUGUGUACAAUGAGCCUUCCCGGCGUACUUUUACGUCGACUGCAGGCUCUCGUGCCUUUGACAGCCAUACUGCUUCUCGCUCAGGCCAAGGUCUUCUAGAAAGCCGGACGACUCAUGGGACCACUGAGAAUUUGCCUUCAGCCCAGCCAGUACCACCUAAUCCUGCUAUGGCAGACUAUGCUCCAUCCUUGCACUACACAGCACCACCGACGAGUGCGUCGGAGAAUGAUGAUGAUACUGGCCCAGUUCCACCGCUUUCCACCCAAGCAGCCCUACUCCAUGCACAGAAGUCUUUCCAAGAUGGGUUGGAAAGUCAAGUGGAGGACCAGCCCACAACAUCCUCAAAGAAACGACGCUCCUCUCGGUCUUCCCUCCCAAGCUCAACUACCUCACAGAAGAUCACACCCUUCCACCGUCUUAAUACACCCCAUCUUGCUCCAGAUAACAGUCCCUCAAAAACUGCCGCUGCUGUGAUGCCCAGUACGCAAUGUAUAGUCGAUGCCGUCACCCCUUUUACGUUCAGCACUGAACAGAAGCGUCAUCGCCAUGCCCAUAUUGAAUCCCUACCAAGAGUAAUGUCGAGCAACAAGAAGCAGAAAACCUCUAGUUUUCCGGACCGUUCUCCGAGUUCUUACUCCGACUGGUCGCCAUCGCCGGAAAGAGACCAAUCCGACUAUAGGAUCCAGAGUGCUGGGGAAAGCCCACGCGAUUCACAGCCUGGGAUAAACCCCAAUGACAAUAACCACGAACCCUCCCAGUCUACCGCAUUACCGCUGACAUUGUCGGGGACAACGCCGCCCACUGGGCAAGAUGGCCAGGGAGGUCUUGCAGGCGAGAGCUUCAACCUGAGCCAAGCAAUUGCCGAUGCUGGGAGCUGGCUGCAGGAAAGUUUUGAUUGGAAUAGGGACCUUCGCAGGUCCGGAAAUAACCCUGGUGCGUCGUCUGGAGAUGCGCAACGAUCUGCUUUGAAUUUGGAUACCCAUUAG
Molecule: messenger RNA, 2052 nt
Organism: Aspergillus glaucus CBS 516.65
Lineage: Eukaryota; Fungi; Ascomycota; Eurotiomycetes; Eurotiales; Aspergillaceae
Exons: 1
Coding region: 1-2052 (683 amino acids)
Source: RefSeq, a predicted model, not a curated record